UCAAGUUUCAACUUUCAAAUUCAAAGCAAUACAUUGCCUCUGCCCAAAAAAAAAAAAAGCAAUACAUUGCCAAAAUAGUGUAACUCCAAGCUGGUGGAGUGAGACAAAUUUCCAGGUGCUGGAAAAUUUUCGAUAAUGCUCUUACUUCUUCUAUUGCUGAUUCCACUUGUUCAAGGUUGGGGAAAAGAUGGCCACUAUGCAGUUUGUAAAAUUGCAGAGGAGUUUCUUAGUGAAGAUGCUCUUUUUGCAGUGAACCAACUGCUUCCAGAUUCUGCUCAAGGCGAUCUUGCUGCAGUUUGCUCUUGGCCUGAUGAAAUUCGUUAUAAUUACCAUUAUCGUUGGAGUGGUGCUUUACAUUAUAUUGAUACCCCUGAUUUCAAGUGUAACUAUCAAUAUUGUAGAGACUGCCAUGAUUCUUAUGGACAUAAGGAUAGAUGUGUUACUGGAGCAAUACAUAAUUAUACAAUGCAAUUAAGGUUAGCUAAUGCGGAUGCUUCAUCUGAAUUGAAAUAUAAUUUGACAGAGGCGCUUAUGUUCUUGUCACAUUUUGUUGGGGAUGUUCAUCAGCCCCUACAUGUUGGUUUUACUGGAGACCUAGGUGGAAACACAAUUACAGUUCGUUGGUACAGGAGGAAAACAAAUCUUCAUCAUGUAUGGGACAACAUGAUUAUUGAGUCUGCUCUGAAAAAAUUCUAUGAUUCCGAUCUUUCAGUUAUGAUACAAGCUAUUCAAAGGAAUAUUAGUGAUAUUUGGUUAAAUGACACAUCUAGUUGGGAACAUUGUGCACACAACUACACAGCAUGUCCAGAUCGGUAUGCUUCGGAAAGUAUUAGCCUGGCAUGCAAGUUUGCGUAUAAGAAUGCUACACCAGGAAGCACUUUGGAAGACGAGUAUUUCUUAUCUCGGCUGCCUAUUGUGGAGAAAAGGCUGGCUCAAGGUGGUGUGCGACUUGCUGCUAUCCUCAACCGCAUUUUUACUGCCAAAACUGGAAUAGCUCAAGCUUGAAGAAACUAAUAUAUUAAAAAAUCAUGUCUUUAAAUAUGAUUUUUUUCCCUUAACCCGGUUCGGACCCAUGUAAUGUAAAGUUUGCUCACGAAAUAUGUAAAAUCUAGUUAAGUUUAAUCAUAAGUAAAACCUAACUAAAUGUAUAUUUUGUGCGAUAAUGCCAUUACUAAUUUUGAUUAAUAUAACAAUGGAUUUAAUAAUUUGAAAA
Molecule: messenger RNA, 1213 nt
Organism: Trifolium pratense (red clover)
Lineage: Eukaryota; Viridiplantae; Streptophyta; Magnoliopsida; Fabales; Fabaceae
Product: endonuclease 4-like
Exons: 9
Coding region: 136-1005 (289 amino acids)
Biological process (GO): DNA catabolic process
Molecular function (GO): nucleic acid binding; endonuclease activity
Source: RefSeq, a predicted model, not a curated record